AUGGAAAUAUUCAGCCAGAAAGAUUACUACCCGACCCCAUCGUCCAAUGUUAUUAGUUAUGAGUGUGGUACCGUGCCAAGAUCUGCAAACGAGCCAGUGAAUAGUGCGGAUUUGCCCGCUCUAAUUGUACAUCUUUCUUCUCCUUUGGAAGGGGUAGAUUACAGCGCAUUUGCAGAUUUCUUCCUCAUUUAUAGAAAUUUCAUAACACCUCAAGACUUACACGAUUUGCUCAUCUACAGGUUUCGAUGGUGCAUUCGGGAGAUCACUACAAAUGAGGCAAAGGCCAAGAGAAGGCAGGUUGGUGAGGUGGCUUUAGUGAGAACGUUUGUGUUAUUGAGGCAUUCCAUACUGAAUUAUUUUGUUCAAGAUUUUUUACCAAACAUCACAUUGAGGCUCCGGUUGAUCGAAUUUUUGAACGAUAGACAUAUUUCGCAUUAUCCCAAAAUAAUCUCCAGUUGUUUGAUCAACCUGAAAAAAAACUGGGUACACUGUUCCAAGUUGGUUUGGGAGAACAUAAAAUUAAACGAACCUGAUAAAAAAGAUUUUGAAGCGUGGUUACACUACUCUUUGAGGGAUUUUACGCAACUGGAAAGUUUGCACAGAAGAGUAAGCCGACUGAGUAUUUACGCAAGACAAAGUGCUGCUAGCCCUGAUUUCCGUAAUCAAAGCGUUUUAUCACUAUAUAAAACUUCAGAUAUUUUCAAACUACCCGAUAACCAGCAGUCCUUGAAAUCUUCCAAAAGCCAACGGACCCCCUCAAUGCUCUUAUUCCCUGAUAAUACAUCAAACGUUUAUUCUAGGCACCGAACAGUGAAAGAACCGUCCAUUGAUAUGGAAAGUGACAAAAUACCAGAGAACAACCGAAAGAUAAGUCGUUUAUCCAAGGUGACUCUUGUUUCCACACUUAUGAAAGGUGUAGACUAUCCAUCAUCAUAUGCAGUGAAUAAGAUAAUGCCUCCCACACCGGCCAAAAACGUUGAGUUCAUCAUAAAUUCUCUAUAUCUUCCCGAAGAACUAAAUGAACAAAAUGGAACACUACAAGGGGUGUCAACGGUGUCAUCUAUAGAUAACAAUAGCAACAGCAACAGCAGGUCUAAUACAUCUUCAAUGUCAUUGCUACACCGCAGUGCCCUCGGGCUUUUAGCCAAGUGGAUGAAAAACCAUAACCGCAAUGAUAGCAGCAAUGAUAAAAAAUUUAUGAACACUAUUAACCAAACUAAUCAAAAACCAGAAAUGGAUGCAUUUGUCAAAUACGUUGUGUCAAUAUCGUCUCUUAAUAGGAAAUUUUCCAAAGAAGAAGAAGAAGAAGAACUUUCCAAUUCUGACUCUUCCAGAUUUGAUAUCUUGAGCGCGAGAACUAUAGACGAAGUGGAAUCCUUGCUAACUUUACAGAAUCAACUAAUAGAAAAAAUCCAAACACACACAGAUGGGAACGAAUAUCUUACAGAGGAGAUGGAUGGCACACACCAAGAACGUAUAAAUGAUAUUAAGCUUCUAAAACGAAAUAGCUUUAAACCAAGCAACGAUAAUUUUAGCGCCAUGGACAAUUUGGAUUUAUACCAAACUGUGAGCUCGAUUGCUCAAUCCGUCAUUUCUCUAACCAACACCUUAAACAAGAAACUACAGAACAAUGAUUCUAACACACUACCGUCCCCUUCGUAUGAUGCGCUGCAACGAAGAAAAGUUAAAAGUGUCACCGCAGCUUAUUUCAAUAAAGCAAAUGGCAAUUACUCAACAGAAAGUAUGAGACUUUUUGAUAAAGAUACAGGUACUUCACACGUGGACGAGAAUGGACCUCAAAGGUUACUCUUCCAUGAAACUAAAAAGAAUAACUCAGAAACGACUUCAAGUAUGACGCCAAGAAGGAAAAACAAUUCACAAUCUCAAAAAAGCAUUCCAUCUUCACCUUUGAAAAAUGUUCUACCUGAUCUUAAAGAAUCGUCACCCCUAAAUGACAGCAGGGAUGAUAACGAAUCAGCCACAUAUUCGUACGAUUCUGAGCUGUCAUCCAGUUCUCCUCCCAGAGAUAUUGUAGUAAAAAAAUUAAGAAAUGUCAACCAUACCAUGGAUACUCCGUCAUUGAAGACCAAAACCGGGUUUCUAAAUUUAAGAGAGUUUACAUUUGAAGAUACCAAGUCCUUAGGCAACAAGAAAAUUUGUGACGAAAAAGAAAGCAAUACAAGCGAGGAAGCUGAAAAUUGUAAUAACGAACGUAAUGAAACAUCACGCAAAAAAGAAAAAGAAAUCGAAGAUUUCGUCAAUGCGUCAUUAAACUCAGAUAAUUGUGAUUCAACCAAAAUCAACAAACGAUCCCCAUCCAUCCGUGGGAUCAAACAAGCAGCCGUUAGACCCGCUAGUGGAAGAAUUAGUAUUGCUAGAGUCCAAAGUAUAGCCAUAACUCCAACAAAACAGUUAACCAUUGUAGAUCCUGUACGAAGCAGUUCGAAGUCCAUUAUAGAGGAAAUAAGUGAGGUCGAACCUCUCAAUUUAGAACAUAAUAAGGAUGUCACCAUAUAUUCUGAUACAUCAUCCACCGUUAUCAGUGUGUCUACGAGUAAGCUUUUUGAAUCUUCGAACAAUAGCCCAAUAAAACAAACUAGAAGCCCGCAGAGAGAAUUGGCAAACGGUACCGUGAUGAGUGAAUCCAAUAGAAUCAGAUUGUCCAUGGCACCUACAAUACAAUCUGUUGUAAGUGAUUUAGACUYGAUUACCACUGGCAGUACAAUGGAAACAUUUGAAACAUCUAGAGAUACACCAAUGCAAUAUGAAAGGAUAGAUUUGAGAGAAGAAUAUCAAAGAGGGAAUCAGGACCUGAUUUCAAAUAUAUCAUCUUUGCAUGAAAUGAAAACAAUUGACCUCAGUGAUUCUAAUAAUGAUCUUGAUAGCCCAAGUCACCAUGCUAAAAACAACAAGUACUUCUUCUCACCAGAUGAUGGUAGCAUUGAUGUUGCUUCGCCAGCGAAAAAUGUUGAAGAAUUAAAAAGUAAAUUUUUGAAGAAUGAAAAUGAUACCAAUAGUCACGUGGCAGAAAGCAUAUUAACAAUGGAUGAUCUUGGGAUCAAUGACACAUCAAGCGGUCGGAACACACAAACGGCCGAUCCUGAACCAGCCUUGGCGGGUACACUAGAUAAGAAAGAUUUGAACGACAUUGCCAAUAUGCCCGAUGAUUCAAUUAAUGAUGACCCCAUCACAGUGGCCUUGAUGAAAUUGGAAGGAACAUAUGCGAAAACAUCUGGAAAGCCAGAAAAGAGUAAGAGUAGUGAUGCUCUUCGAUUAAAAACAAACAGAUUGGCGGAUGAAGUGGACAUGCUAGACAUUAAAUUGCCGUCAUUCCCAAAUAGUCCCGCAGAAAAACGGAAAUCGUUAUUAAUCGAGAGAAGGAGACAAACGAUAAUGAACAUUCCAUUUACUCCCAACCAACCAGAGAAGGACGAUUUUGCUUCCUCUUCACCCGAAAAGAACAGCACUCCCAAUGCUGAUGAUAUCGCUGUCCAAGCAGCGCAAAUCCAAGAACUGAUCGGCCAGUAUAAGAUCCAAGAUCCGAGGCUGAUGGUGUCUAACAAUGAAAAUCAUAUCCCCUUCAUAUUAAUGUAUGAUUCACUGUCUGUGGCGCAACAAAUGACGUUGAUAGAAAAGGAGAUUUUGGGUGAAAUAGAUUGGAAAGACUUGUUGGACUUGAAGAUGAGACACGAAGGCCCACAAGUCAUAAGCUGGUUACAACUACUGGUGAGAAAUGAGACUUUAUCCGGGAUUGAUUUGGCAAUUUCAAGGUUCAACCUGACUGUGGACUGGAUUAUUUCAGAGAUUCUUCUUACCAAAAGCUCCAAAAUGAAAAGAAAUGUCAUUCAGCGAUUUAUUCAUGUUGCGGACCAUUGUAAAAAAUUUCAAAACUUCAACACACUGAUGGAAAUAAUCUUGGCUUUAAGUUCAUCGGUUGUUCAAAGGUUUACCGACGCUUGGCGUUUGAUCGAGCCAGGCGAUCUUUUAACUUGGGAAGAACUAAAGAAGAUUCCGUCAUUAGACAGGAACUAUUCUGCGAUAAGAAAUCUGCUAAACUCAGUAAACCCACUGGUAGGCUGCGUCCCCUUCAUCGUCGUGUACCUUUCGGACUUGUCAGCAAACUCUGAAAAGAAGGACUGGAUCUUGGAAGAUAAAGUCGUGAACUACAACAAAUUUGACACCAACGUUCAAAUAGUAAAGAAUUUCAUUCAGAGAGUUCAAUGGUCGAAGUUUUACGCUUUCGAAGUUAACCACGAACUACUGAGUAAAUGCGUUUACAUUAGCACACUAUCACAAGAGGAAAUCAAGGAACUAUCCACAUGA
This is a messenger RNA of Saccharomyces eubayanus, 4323 nucleotides long. RefSeq names its product mitotic regulator LTE1 (gene LTE1). NCBI's taxonomy places the organism in Eukaryota, Fungi, Ascomycota, Saccharomycetes, Saccharomycetales, Saccharomycetaceae. Gene Ontology annotation, molecular function: guanyl-nucleotide exchange factor activity. Gene Ontology annotation, biological process: Ras protein signal transduction; positive regulation of GTPase activity. Gene Ontology annotation, cellular component: plasma membrane. The record is from RefSeq and is a predicted model, not a curated record. The coding region runs from base 1 to 4323 and encodes 1440 amino acids. The transcript has a single exon.